Messenger RNA from Orbicella faveolata, 3792 nucleotides. RefSeq names its product dimethylaniline monooxygenase [N-oxide-forming] 2-like. NCBI's taxonomy places the organism in Eukaryota, Metazoa, Cnidaria, Anthozoa, Scleractinia, Merulinidae. The record is from RefSeq and is a predicted model, not a curated record. Gene Ontology annotation, molecular function: NADP binding; flavin adenine dinucleotide binding; N,N-dimethylaniline monooxygenase activity.
AAACAAGUAAAUAUACAGUUCCUGGAUAUAAACAAUUUAAAAAAUCUAAGCAAAAUAGCAGCUUACUUGAAUUGAAAAGGAAUCAGCUCUUUGAUCGAUGUCACGCAACGCCAGUUCGGUGCAUAGUGUGACGCCGGUGUCUUCUCACGGAGAGUGAGAGCGUUGUAGUUGAACUCCUACGCCAUUUAUGGCAGCAACCAUGUCGAAGACAGUCGCUAUUAUUGGUGCUGGGGCGUCAGGUUUAGCUGCGAUCAAGAGUUGUUUAGAAGUUGGGCUCGAACCGACUGCGUUCGAAAGCGAUCCAUGGCUUGGUGGUCUCUGGAGGUACACUGAUUUAGAUGAAAAGAAAGGUCGACGAAGCUGCGUGUCUUACUCGACUGUCACCAACACUAGCAAGCAUUUGAGCUGUUAUAGCGACUUCCCCGUGCCUAAAGAAUGGCCUAACUACCUUCCACAGCAGCAGUAUCUCGAAUAUUUUCAAAUGUACGCCAAAGAGUUCGGCUUAGAGGAGAGAAUUCGUUUUGAGACAACAGUGUUUGAUGUGAAACCAGCUACAGACCUCAGCCAAAGAGCUCAAACUGAUCGAUGGCAAGUUCAUUAUCGUGAUCACAAAGACAACGAACAAGUGGAAGAGUUUGACUUUGUAAUGGUUUGUACUGGAGUGAACUGGGAUCCCCACGAAACCAAUAUUCCAGGUUUGGAUGGUUUUCCUGGUGACGUAAUCCACAGUAGGGAUUACAGAACAUGGAAGAACUUUGAAGGAAAGCGCGUACUAAUUGUUGGACUGGGAAACUCUGCAGGGGAUAUCGCCUGUGAUCUAAGUCACCACACACAGCAGGUGUACUUGAGUACUCGUAGUGGAUCAUGGGUGAUAUCUCGCUUGGUUGAUGGGGGAGCACCUCUGGAUGCCACGUUCCUAACAAGAUUUUUUGAUCUGAUUCCAAAAAAAUUCGCCAGUCAAGUGCUACGACAGAAGCUGGAAAACAAGUUUAACUCAGUCAACUUUGGCUUAGGAGUUGAUGACAAGCCAGACAAGAGAGCACCAAUCAUAAACGAUGAAUUACCACACCGCAUAUUCACUGGCUCAAUUCAAAUCAAAGCAGACAUUGCUGAGGUACAGGGCAAUGCUGUCCACUUUGCAGAUGGUUCUAAGGUCGAGGACAUUGACGCAAUCAUUCUUGCCAUUGGGUUUAAGUUCAGUUUUCCAUUUUUGUCGGACAGUCUCCUUUGCCCAAAGGACCGGUAUAUUCCUCUCUACAAGUAUGUCUUCCCGCCAAAGUUCAACCCAGGCACCCUUGCUGUUAUUGGGGCAAUACGUGUAAAUGGCCCUGUCCCCCCAAUUAGUGAAAUCCAAUCACGCUGGGCUGCGAGUGUGUUUGCUGGCAAAUCGAAACUUCCAAAUCAUCAAACAAUGGUGGAAGAAAUUGAAUGGAGACAGCAUAUGUUAGAAGCCAACACAAUUAAGUGUUGCAGAGCCUUUCAUUUGGUAAACUACAUUGCAUAUUCUGAUGAAAUUUCAUCUUUGAUUGGCGCAAGACCAAAUCUGUGGCACCUCCUAAUGACAGACCCAGAACUGGCCUUCAAGUGCUAUUUUGGUCCCUGUGUACCAGCUCAAUACCGAUUGGUAGGCCCAGGGUCCUGGCAAGGGGCCAGGGAUGUUAUAAUGGGGGUUGAAGAGAGCAAGGUGUGUCCACUGAGGACAAGGAAAACAGGCCUGGAGGAGACCCAAUUGGAAAGGAAGAAUUCCUACCUUCUGUGGGUGUUGGGUUUGGUUGUUUUUGUGAUUAUGUUUCUAUUAAUUUCGUAAAUGAAAAUUGAAAAGUAAAUGUAAGGCCUUCGCUGUACAAAACAUACUUAAACAUCUUUAAACCAAUGAAAAUAUCAAUGUAGCACAGCUUCAAAAGCCUCCCCAUUAAACUCAGUGUACUAAAGGGUCCAUCGCAAUCCAAUGAUGCAGUUCGCUUCGCCAGAAAAAAUGUUUUCUUGCACAAGUCACAAUUUAUUUCUAUUGGCAAUGUUACAAAACAGUUGCUUCAUGCUUUUAGCUGUACAUCAUUGAGUAUUUUAAUAACGACAUGUACUUGGGAAGUUUCAAGAGCUCUCAAGGAAAUGGAGUUGUUCUUGGCUGCACCUCUAGCAACUGUUAUGCCUCUUUUGAAAUCAUCAAACAUUUUGCAUCAUAUGCAAGCAAAGCCAAAGUCUGAAUCAAUUUGAGAUUUGACCAAUUGUUUUAGUUUAGUGCAUGUGAAGUACUUUGGUUUUAACUAGUGACAGAGUUGCAGUCAGAGUUGUAACAACACAUAUGACCUGGUAAAAAUCAAAAGUUGGCAUCCUAAGUGGAGUCAUAAACUCAACAGAAUCAGCAUCAGAAGAAUCAGAAUGUUUCCAUUUUGUUCCGAUUCUGCCAACAACUCCGUCACUUAUGACCCAGGGAAACUAGAUUGUUAGAGUCAAAAGCAAAAGCAGUAGAACCUACCAAUCACGAUUCCUGGAAUCCAGCAUUGUGAUUGGUUUAUUCUUUGGCCUCUGCUAGCGACCCCAACAAUCUAGUUUUCACUAGAUCAUAUGCGACAGUCAUAAGUAGAAUCAGUGUUCUUUGUGCUAUUUUCUAAAUGUAAUAUAAUUCUUUUUAUCCUUGAGUGUAAAUUGUGAGUAUUUCCAAAAUACAAAUUUUAGCCUGUAAUCCUCUGACAUCAAAUUCUGAGCAACAUUGAAAUUUGUCCCAUUUUCAAAAUGGUAUUUUAUUGUGAAAAUAUUUUAAUUAUUAUUUAACCUAACACAGCCACAAUUUUCUUUUAAAAGUGUUCUAUCCAAUGAUCAACAUAAUUUUGUUAAGCAUAAAUUUGAAGUUGGUAGAGCAUGAAGCUACAGCCAUUUUAAGCAUAAAAGAUAAUGGAUCAGACAUAUGCAAACAAGUUAAACACAAGAUACAAAAUGUUUGACUUCGUAUGUAAAUAUCAUUUUAUUUUCUAUGACUGGGUCUUACAAUAUAAUGUUUAAUGUAUUUAUUACAAUAAAAAUGUCUAUUAAAUGCUUAUGAAAUAGAGUCUGAAAAUAAAAAAUAUAGCGAAGUCUACCAAUCUACGAGAAAUUAUCAGAAAAUAUGAUUGCUAAGUCUGUCUAAUAAAUUAUGUACAUGGCCAGACAGACUUGUCUGUUGGUUUAUAAUUAUUAUGAGCAGACGAGAAGGGGGGAAAUAACAUUAGAGUUCUGGUCUGUUCACAAAUAGCAUCUUAAUGACAAUGAUAAUAAUAUUAUUAUCUACAUUCCCUAUCUACAAAAACCUGUCAUUUUUUUUUACUCUACAACUUAUCUGGUAUUCCUCCAUUUCAAUCCAAAUUGGUGAUUUGUUUUACAAAAACUAACCACUGCAGAAUAGCCUACCAUCCACGCUUCUGUUUUAAAUUAAUACACUUUAAAAUGUUAGACCAAGUGUGUGUUAAGAGAUUGAUAUUAAAGGACUAUAACACUCGAUUUUACAGUUCCUGGACUUCUUUUGGUGAAAUUUAUCUCAGUACAGUUUUGAAUUGAGCUGACCCAAAACUACAAUUUUGAGAUAAUUCAUUAGCAAAAUAGCCACAGAAACAUUCUUUGGCUCCAACUUGACACAUGUUGGCUUUAAAAAUUACAUUGGCAUACAUGAAGAUCUUACAAAAAAACUGGCCUAGUUUUACCAGAAUGUUACACUUGUAUACAAUAGUGUGCAAAGACAGUUAUCCCCACUUUAUCUAAAUUCUCCUUACUGGGCUUACAAUUUCCUUCUUGAGAGAAAUUAGUGUGCUUGUACAGUCU